Messenger RNA from Odocoileus virginianus texanus, 3997 nucleotides. RefSeq names its product calcium voltage-gated channel auxiliary subunit beta 2 (gene CACNB2). Gene Ontology annotation, molecular function: voltage-gated calcium channel activity; protein binding. Gene Ontology annotation, cellular component: voltage-gated calcium channel complex. Lineage: Eukaryota; Metazoa; Chordata; Mammalia; Artiodactyla; Cervidae. Gene Ontology annotation, biological process: calcium ion transmembrane transport. The record is from RefSeq and is a predicted model, not a curated record.
AAACAAAACACUUGACCAUUUGGAGCCUCAGGUCUUCAUUAGUCAAAUAAAAACAUUGAACUAAGGCAGGCUUUUUUCAACUCAAGGGUACAAAUAAUAAUAUAGAGUUGUUACUUUAUAUCCUCUUCCUCAUCAUCAUAGCAUAGACUAUAAAUAAUAGUAGAGUUGUUACUUUAAAUCAUAGGUUUUCAGAAAAGAAUGAUGAAAUGUUGAGAAUAGUCUUGCAUAGUCCAUCUGCCUGAAGAGCUUAAUGGUGAGGGCUCUCAAUUUGUAACAUGAAAUAGUUAAAAUAUCUUCUCAAGUGGCAACAGUAUAUGAAGUGACAUGGUCAUGGGAGUGAAUGCGAAUCGAUAGCUGUGGCUACGUGAAUCAUUGCUUAUCAGAAUGGUUGAUAUCAUAUAAAUGAAUAGUUUAACCCCUAAAUGCCAUAGUCAUUCAUCUUUUCAGGCAUGAGGUGUACAAGGCCUUUUAGAAAGAAUGUUGCGAUUGACUCCCUGUCUGCAAACUGUCUUUAGAAAAAAAGAUAUGUAAAUUACAGUUUAGGAGGAAUAUUCAUUUGUGAGAUCACGGGCUUGGAAGGCAGGCUUAUUGGAUUUCUCGUAUCUAAAUCAUAGGUGAUAUAUUAGCUAAUUAAUUAAUGAGCUCUGACUCAGAUCAGUUUUGCUUGCCAGAGUUACAUUUAUUUAAUGGGCUUUCACGUAGAAAAUGAGCAUUUUGGCAGUGAGAAAAAAAAAUGCACAAAGAUCUGUGUAAUUAUAGUGGAUGCCUGUGUUGGGUUCUGAAGUCACUCCUUCCUACAGUUCAUGUGAAGCACGUACUGCAAGACGAAGCAUCUGACAAUUUGGAGGGUGGUUGUGUAGUCCGGGGAAUCCGGAGUGAAUUAAAGUCUAGACUCUGUAAUUUUUCAGGGGAAAGGGAGGAGGGAGAAGUCGCAGAUCAGAUAUGCCCAAAGUGAUACGGAGGCAACCCUGAAGCAGGGAUGCUGCUGCCAAUCUGCGUGGGGAGGAAGGCAAUAAUGGCAGAGCAGCCGCGGGAGCAGCCGCGUUCUCCGAGGCAGUCACAUAAACACCAUCAGGAGUAGGCCUCCUCUUGCAAAAAAGCAGGAGCCUGCAGGCUUGUGAGAUGCAAAGGUUCUCUGCUGUUUGAAAAGCUCCCCAGUUGAGAAUGGCUACUGUCAAAACGUUGCCAAGAAACUCUGAUGAUCCGGACAGUCACAAGUGUAAGUUAGCAAGAGUCAUUUCAGGAAAAUAAAUGAUACUUUGGGUACAUUUCUGGUCAGUUUCUUCCCUGAAGAAGAAGAGAUCGGAUUCCCCGAAAAAAAGAAAAAAAAAAUAGGGAAAAACAAAGUUUGGGCAUGCUUGCAGAAAGAGUGGUGUCUUUAGAAACUACCUAGGAGGCAGAAGCUAAGUGUUGAUUUGCCCAUGCUUCUUACCUGGGAGUGGAAGGUGGGGAGAAAUGGACAGUGGCUCUGAUGAGAAGAGGAGGCACAGUGCAGCUCGGUGAAACCACACGCUGACUGCGUUCUGCACGGCUCUUCAUGCGGUGCUGUGGGCUGGUGCAUCGGAGGCGAGCACGGGUGUCCUAUGGUUCGGCAGACUCCUACACCAGCCGUCCAUCCGAUUCAGAUGUUUCUUUGGAGGAAGAUCGGGAGGCAGUGCGCAGAGAAGCAGAGCGACAGGCCCAGGCCCAGUUGGAAAAAGCAAAGACAAAGCCCGUUGCAUUUGCAGUGCGGACAAAUGUCAGCUACAGUGCUGCCCACGAAGAUGAUGUUCCCGUGCCAGGCAUGGCCAUCUCAUUCGAAGCAAAAGAUUUUCUGCAUGUUAAGGAAAAAUUUAACAAUGACUGGUGGAUAGGGCGAUUGGUUAAAGAAGGCUGUGAAAUCGGAUUCAUUCCAAGCCCAGUCAAGCUAGAAAACAUGAGGCUACAGCAUGAACAGAGAGCCAAGCAAGGGAAAUUCUACUCCAGUAAAUCAGGAGGAAAUUCAUCAUCCAGUCUGGGUGACAUAGUACCUAGUUCCAGAAAAUCUACACCUCCAUCAUCUGCUAUAGACAUAGAUGCUACUGGCUUAGAUGCAGAAGACAAUGAUAUUCCAGCAAACCACCGCUCCCCUAAACCCAGUGCAAACAGUGUAACGUCACCCCACUCCAAAGAGAAAAGAAUGCCCUUCUUUAAGAAGACAGAGCACACCCCUCCGUAUGAUGUGGUCCCUUCUAUGCGACCUGUGGUCCUGGUGGGCCCCUCUCUGAAGGGGUACGAGGUCACAGAUAUGAUGCAAAAAGCACUGUUUGAUUUUUUAAAACACAGAUUCGAAGGGCGGAUUUCCAUCACAAGGGUCACCGCUGACAUCUCACUGGCCAAACGCUCUGUCUUAAACAAUCCCAGUAAGCAUGCAAUAAUAGAAAGAUCCAACACAAGGUCAAGCUUAGCGGAAGUUCAGAGUGAAAUCGAAAGGAUUUUUGAACUUGCAAGAACACUGCAACUGGUGGUCCUUGAUGCGGACACUAUCAAUCACCCAGCCCAGCUCAGUAAAACCUCUCUGGCCCCUAUUAUAGUGUAUGUCAAGAUUUCUUCUCCUAAGGUUUUACAGAGGUUAAUAAAGUCUCGAGGGAAAUCUCAAGCAAAACACCUCAAUGUCCAGAUGGUGGCGGCAGAUAAGCUAGCUCAGUGUCCUCCAGAGCUGUUUGACGUGAUCCUGGAUGAGAACCAGCUCGAGGAUGCCUGUGAACACCUGGCCGACUACCUGGAGGCCUACUGGAAGGCCACCCACCCUCCCAGCAGCAGUCUCCCCAACCCCCUUCUCAGCCGCACUUUAGCCACCUCCACCCUGCCCGUCAGCCCCACGCUAGCCUCCAACUCACAGGGUUCUCAAGGGGAUCAGAGGACGGAUCGCGGGGCUCCGGCCCGCUCUGCUUCUCAAGCUGAAGAAGAACCCUGCCCGGAACCGGUCAAGAAAGCCCAGCAUCGCUCCUCCACCCAGCACCACAACCAUCGCAGCGGCAGCCGAGGCCUCUCCAGGCAAGAGACCCUGGACUCGGAGACGCAGGAGAGUCGCGACUCCGCCUACGUGGAGCCCAAGGAAGAGUCCUCGCACGAACACGCGGACCACUACGCCCCGCCCCGCGACCACAACCACCGCGAGGAGCCCCACGCGGGCGGGGAGCACAGACACAGGGAGGCUCGGCACCGCUCCAGGGACCGGGAGCAGGACCACAACGAGUGCAACAGACAGCGGAGCCGCCACAAAUCCAAGGAUCGCUACUGUGACAAGGAUGGGGAGGGGGCGUCCCGGAGACGGAACGAGGCUGCGGACUGGAACAGGGAUGUUUACAUCCGCCAAUGACUCUUCUGCCCUUUCUGUGUUGUGUUUUUUUUUAAGUCUUGUAUACCCACCACCCGCCCAACUCGAUCUUGAGGAGGGGGGUGGGGGUCUACAUUGCAAUCAUAUGUGAUUUGUCUUGUAUAUUUUGUACUGCUGUUGCUUGGAUAGCAACAGCAUAAAAUAGAGUAUUAAUUACACUUCUUUUUUUUCUUUUGUAAGUGCUCUAUCAAUUGGCCUGGAAAGACUGCAGGCCCCCGGUUGUCUACAGAUCCUUGAACCCCAUCUAGGGUAGCUGCCACUCGAACAAAAUCUGUUGUUGUCUGAGUGGCGUUCGUAUUUUAAGAAGCAUAGCUGAUGUUUUCGAAAAUGUGGUUGAUGUAUCCAGUAGGCCAGAACUGGCCCAGAUAAAAAGUGGAGUUUCCUGAUUCUUGCCGAUUUUUUAAUAUGUAGGCACCUGAUUUGCAUAUUCAUCCAUGGACCACUGUUUCUUGCUUGUACCUCCGGCUGACUAAAUUUGGGGACAGAUUCAGUCUUGCCUUACACAAAGGGGAUCAUAAAGUCAGAAUCUAUUUUCUAUGUAUUAGUAUUGUGUACUGUAUAGACAGUUUGUAAAUGUUAUUUCUGCAAACACCUUCUUACAAUAAUUAUAUAUAUUAUAUAUAAUAUAUAUAUAUAUAU